UCUCUCAGUGGGGUGGAUAUUUCCUUGAUUGUUGGAGGCGGCAUCGUUGUAUAUAGUAUCUUUCUUAAAAUCAUGUACUCUCAAGUGUAAGAUUGUCGGUGUUUUUCUAAAUUCGGUCUGGUUUGAGGUCUUGGGUUGCUCGGAAAUCUCCGGUGGAUUUGGAAGAGAGGAAAGAAAAAUGGAUGAUGAGUACGCCAAGUUCGUCAGGAGGAUGAACCCACCGAGUGUGUAAAGAAAGCAAGAAGCUUCAUCUGAUCUGCUCGUUGUUCUUGCAGAGUUGUGAUCGAUAACGAUUAUUGCGAGGAUGCCACCGUUAUCCAGGUUGACAGUGUCAACAAACAUGGAAUUCUGCUGGAUGUUGUCCAAGUGCUCGCCGACGUGAACCUUGUAAUAACCAAAGCUUAUAUCUCAUCUGAUGGUGUAUGGUUCAUGGAUGUGUUUAAUGUGAUUGACCGUGAAGGGAAAAAAAUCAGAGACAAGGACAUUAUCAAUUAUAUUCAAAUGAGACUUGAAAGCAAUGGUGGCUUUGUACCCUCUAUGAGAGAUUCCGUUGGCAUGAUGCCCUCAGAAGAGUACACCUCCAUUGAGCUCAGUGGUACCGACAGGCCUGGCUUAUUGUCUGAAGUGUGUGCGGUUCUUGCAGACCUUCACUGUAAUGUGGUAAAUGCUGAGAUAUGGACACACAACGCUAGAGCUGCAGCUGUAGUUCAUGUCACAGAUGAUUCCACUGGCUGCGCAAUUGAAGAUCCAAUUCGUCUCGCUACAAUUAAGGAGUUGCUUUGCAAUGUCCUCAAAGUAAACAGUGAGUUGAAGGCUGCUAAAAUGACACUUGCAACCCCUGGAGUUACAAACAGAGAUAGAAGGUUGCAUCAGAUUAUGUUUGCUGACAGGGAUUAUGAAAGGGUUGAAAGAGCAGAACUAAGGAGAGUUGAGGAUAAGGGCUCAAAACCCCAUGUAACCGCGUUGGAUUGCAGCCAGAAGGAUUACACUGUCAUUACCAUGAGGUCAAAAGAUCGACCAAAGUUGUUAUUUGACAUCAUCUGCACUUUAACAGACAUGCAAUAUGUGGUUUUUCACGGAAUGGUCAAUACAGGGAGGACGGAAGCUUAUCAGGAAUUUUACAUUCGACAUGUUGAUGGGCUUCCUAUCAACUCAGAAGCUGAGCGAGAACGUGUUGUACAGUGCCUUGAAGCAGCCAUUGAAAGGCGGGCAUCUGAGGGCCUGGAGCUACAACUGUGCACAGAUGACCGGGUCGGACUUCUCUCAGAUAUCACCCGGAUAUUCAGAGAGAACAGUUUGCGUGUCACACGAGCAGAAAUUUCAACUAAAAGUGGAAAAGCAAUAGACACAUUCUAUGUCACGGACGUUACAGGAAGCCCAGUAGACCCCAAGAUUAUCGAUUCAGUUCGCAGACAGAUUGGGCAGACCAUACUGCAGGUGAAGUGUAACUCAAGCCCUGCACCAAAGCCUCCUCAAGGGACAACAAUGGGAUAUCUCUUCGGAAACUUAUUCAAAGCUCGAAGUUUCCAGCCCCUUAAGUUGGUUCGAUCCUACUCUUAGUUUCUCAAUGUUCUGGAAAGUAAACACUGUAAAAAGAACAAAAUUACCAGACGUCUUAAGCUGUAUAUAGGAAGAAGAAACCCAGAAACCACUCUGGAUACUGUCAAGAUAGUGGUUGGGUUUGUAUAUUUUGUUCAUUUGUAAAGAUAUAUAUAUAUAUAUAUUGUAAUUGUAUAGUUUGGUGUACAGAGGUUGUAAAAAGAUAGAAGAUUGUACAGAUACAUUCAUACAUAGCUCAAUGAGGAAAUAAUGUAAACAUUUGUAAAGAUAUAUAUAUAUAUAUAUAUAUUGUAAUUGUAUA
Malus domestica (apple) is the source of this 1861-nucleotide messenger RNA. RefSeq names its product ACT domain-containing protein ACR6-like. Lineage: Eukaryota; Viridiplantae; Streptophyta; Magnoliopsida; Rosales; Rosaceae. The record is from RefSeq and is a predicted model, not a curated record.